Messenger RNA from Symbiodinium necroappetens, 2535 nucleotides. Lineage: Eukaryota; Dinophyceae; Suessiales; Symbiodiniaceae. The record is from the annotation of a GenBank genome assembly.
AUGAGCCUUGCGAUGGCGACGCCAGGGCCCGGCGACUUAGCUGGGCUCAAACCGGGCUCAGCCCCAGAGAUGGGCUCGGCGGAAAUGGAGCAGAUCUGCGGGCUCUUGGAGGCUUCGCUAAUGCCGAAUGGUGACCUUCAAAAGAAGGUCUUGAGCUCGAUGCAGCAGCUUGGAAAAAGGCCAGAGUUCCUGGUGGCUUUGUCGAGAAUCUUUGUCGAGCUCGAAGAGAAGUCCAUCCAUAUCCGGCAGAGUGCCGGCAUCCACUUGAAGAAUUUACUGAAGCAGAACAGCGAGGUUUGCUUCGUUGACCAAGCAACAGAGGCAUUUUUAUGCAUGCAAGUGAUGAAGGCUCUGAGCCAUCCCACCAAGAUCUUACGUCACACGGCAGGAAGCGUGCUAGCCUCCUUGAUGAGGCGACGAUUGGAUAUUGGAGUGAUCGACAAGCUCUGGCAGCAGCUUCAUGUGGACAAUGCAGAUGUGGUGGAAGGUAGCAUGUGGGCCUUGACCCUCACAUCCGAAGAUCUGCUCGGGCAGGGCGUGGAUGAAGCUUUCGUGCAGAUCGCUUGUGCCAAGAUCUUGCCGCGCACCAUCGAACUAACCGACCAGAGACUCCCCUCUUGGCUGCGGAAGCAAUCCUCUGACUUGCUGAUGCAGUACCUCGUCCAGGGCGCCUUCGACCCCGAAAAGUGGCCUGCCGGAGCCGGAAUGCAAGGGAGCUUCCUCGCGAGCCUCGGUGCAUUGGCGAUGAGCCAAGAUGCAGAGCUGGUGCAAAAUUCCUGCAAGGGCUUCUGCUCUGUCAUCGAGCAGCGUUGGGCCGUGCUGUCGCAGGACCACAUCAGCAUGAUCCUUGGCUUCAUGCUCCGCGCUGGAGAGCAUGCUGACGAGGAUGUUCGCCGUGAAGCGUUGGCAGUUUGGAGAGUGGCUUCGGAGGCUUCAGCUCUGCAUCCACUUCUCGAGCAAAACCUUCCGGAACUGACCAAGGUACUUCUGGCGAACUUGGUCUACAGCUCAGCAGACAUGAUGGCGAUGGACGCGGGCUCCUUGGAUAACGACAAUGCCGACCGACCGGAUUCCUUGGAGGAGAUCCAGCCGCAAUUUCACAAGGAAGGCGGUUUUAGUGAUAUGGACAAGGCUGAAAAGGCGGCUGCUGGUUCUACCUUCUUGAGCGAGGAGUGGACAGCACGCCGUGCAGCAGCAGACGCGUUGGAUGCGCUUGCUGGCUAUGCGGGCACGCACCCACAAGUGUGCUCCCGGAUGCUUCCAAUGAUUUCUGAGAAGCUCCAGUCCACUUGCUGGAAACAACAAGAGGCUGGGAUCCAUGCCCUCGGUUGCAUUGGUGCCAGUUGCAUUCAGGUGACGCCCGAACUCUUGGAUGGCAUGAUACGGCUCCUCCUCUCAAAGCUUACGGCAGAGCAGCCCCUUCUGCGAAGUGCCGCUUGUCUGAGCUUGACCCAGUUUCUACCUGGCGUCAUCAUGCUGGUUAGCGGAUCAUUGCCCGUGGUGAUGUCUGCCAUCCUGGAACGUUGCCGGGACACGAACAAGCACGUGCAAGCUGCAGCCGUCGAGUCGUUGACCACCAUCCUGCAAGUCGGCCUGCAGGCAGGGCCUGUCAAGCACUUCAUGGAGGACGUCUUCCAGACCUUCAUCGUGUGCCUGGACAUGUACAAGGUCAAGAACCUUCGCAAGCUGUACCAGUGCGUGGCCGGCGCCGUUGGUGCUUCGCCGGAGCUUUUCACGACUGAAAGAGGGCAGGCGGUGCUGGGAUCCAUCUUGCAGCGCUUCUUUUCCGCUCAAGUUGGUGACCCAACGGCAAUGGCGAUAUUCGAGAGCAUGGCCAGCAUCGUUCAGCACUUGGCAUCUUUCGUUGCAGGGAUUUUGCCUCGGAUUGUGGACAAGGCCGUUCGGGUCGUGAACGAGGUCGGUUACGCCAUGCAGAUCUUCAAGCAAAACCCUGAAGAGUAUGAGCCGCCAGACCAGGAGUUGAUGGCUGCGGCUGUUGACAUUCUGGCCUCAGCGAUGGAUGGCCUGCAGGCUGAAGCAGUUGGCCUGCUCAAGCAGAACAACUUCCUAUGCAUCCUGCCCCUGGCACUGACAGCCUCCAGUUCUCGGGCCCGGCAAUCCGGCUUCUGGCUCCUGGGCAGCGCCGCACCGCACUGCAAGGCUCAGGUGCAGCCUUUGCUUUCGCACCUUCUGGAGCCUUUGGUCGCUGGCAUGAAACUUCCUGCCGGUCUCCCCGUGAACUGGUCCGCGGUUUGGGCCCUGGGGGAGCUUUGCCAAAGGGUCGACCCACCCAGCCUGGAGCCAGCGAUUCCGCAAAUUACCGAAGCCUUCGUCGGCAUCUUCCAACGGCGUGUGGGAAUGGAGGUGCUCCCCAACCAGCUGGCCGCGCAUCGCCAAUUGCUAGGUGCAUCAUGUUUCACCGUUAAUUGCUUAAAGCAUACAUCGACUCUGGGCGACAGAUGGCCCAGUUGCAAACGACUCAUCCCCGAAGAGAAUUUGAAGCAACUGCAAAGCCAAUAUGGCUUCUGCGACUAG